This is a messenger RNA of Sitodiplosis mosellana (orange wheat blossom midge), 1426 nucleotides long. RefSeq lists its product as uncharacterized. The transcript has 5 exons. The record is from RefSeq and is a predicted model, not a curated record. NCBI's taxonomy places the organism in Eukaryota, Metazoa, Arthropoda, Insecta, Diptera, Cecidomyiidae. The coding region runs from base 358 to 1356 and encodes 332 amino acids.
GUUGACAACUGACAUGAAAAACUUAAUUUUCAAAGUCGUAUUUCAAUCAUUCAAAUUGCAAAAUCGAAGCGUGAUAGAGUGAAAUUUACAAAAUUCAUCAGUAAAAACAGUAAAUUGAAAGAUGGAUAUUUCAUAUGAUGAAGAUCCGGAGGAUAAUGCUCUUCUGAUCGCAAAAGAAUUUGAAAGACUGGUAGAGGAAAGUUUGAUCUACCGAAUUUUCGUUUCGUUUAUUAUCAAGAUCGCACCGGGUAUGCUUAUCGUGGAGAUCCCAAUGCUUAUGUGCCCGGCCAAGCUUUGGUGCCCGUUCGAACUGUGGCCAUUACUGCGAGAGAUUCUUUAUGUAGAUUUGUCAUUGUUAUGGGGGGAGGAAAUGACGACGAAUUUAUAGAUGAUGAGAUCGAAGUGUUACUGGAACGCAACAAUAACAAAGCUGACAUUUUACAAUUUCAGGACAAUGUAAACGCAUGCAUUGCGAAAUUCAAUGAACUUAUCAAAGGUGAAUUUUCUUUGAUUUUUCAUGAAGAGUACGGCAUUUGGAUGCAUGCUACCAUCAUUUCUCUCGAGCUCUAUAACUCUUGCGACUACGAAGCCACACAUUAUUUUGGAUAUCGUAUUGGAAAAGCGCCACGCAAUUACCAACGUAAUUGUAUAGUAUCACCGCGUAAUGUUCGUGUUGAUAGUAUGCGCAGCUGUCUGUGCGGUGCACGUUUACCAAUGUUAGAAUUCGAAGCGCACAGAGAUCCAGCAGUUCAUCUCGGAUAUGCGUUAACAAGAAAUUAUCUAUGUUUUUUGGCGAAUUACGAAGGUAUUGAGGCUACUGUUCAUGGUCAAAAAGCCAAACUCGUGGACGCUUGCAGGCCGUGGACAGAUGGAAAUGUUAAAUUUCGACUCAAAAUGAUGAACAGUCGGAAUGAAAUUCAAGAAAGCUCACAAAACAUCUAUUUGGGGCAUUAUCAGUGCAAAGUCUGUCGCAAAGUCCUCUCUACUGAUGAAAUAGAGAAUCAUUUGGAAAUCCAUUUUAACGAAAUACCGGAUCUAGAAAAGAACGCGACUCCAUUUGCUAUAUUAGCAAAAAAUGUUUCCGAGAAAGUGGACCAAUUUUUCGACAUUUUUGAACGGGAAUUGAAAGACCAAGAUGCUAUAUUUUAUCAAAAUGGAUGGAGCCUUGUUACACUGACGGCUCUUAGAAUGUCCGAGUCUGGUGGUGCAUCUUACCUCAUACGAAAAUCUGAUGGUAUUCACGAAUGGGUGACAACAGCAAAUGUCCGCUUUGAUUAUCAGAUCAACAUAGAUGGCAUAUAUGCGCCUGUGUUUAAAAGAAGAGAUGAUCAGGAGCGUUAUAAAGCAAUCUUUUAAAUAGAUCCAGCGAAAAUUCUAAAAUACAAUUUAGUGUUUCACAUUUUUAUCUUUCAAAAUUGUUUAUUCU